GUUUGGUAAAUAUUAUGUUUACGUGAAACGUUGAAGGAAAAAUGGGCAAAAAGAGGAAAUUAGGAAAUAAAGACGAUGAAUAUGAAAUUGAUCCAGUGCCUAAACAUUUAGUUGUAGCACAUUUACGAAACCAAGAGAAGCGCCUGAUAAUUGUUCUCGAAAACGCACAAUUGGAGACUGUUAAAGUGGGGAGUUCUUUUCAGUUAUUAAACUGCGACGAUCACGUGAGCAUUCUGAAGAAACAUAAUCGCGAAGUUGGUUCAUGUCGGCCGGAUAUUGUUCAUCAGUGUCUUCUUAUGUUACUUGAUAGCCCCCUCAAUAGAGCAGGUCUUCUUCAGGUUUAUGUACAUACAGAAAAGAAUGUGCUAAUAGAAAUUAAUCCACAAACAAGAAUACCACGCACAUUUAAGAGAUUUGCUGGACUUAUGGUGCAGCUACUACACAAAUUCAGUGUCAGAUCAUCGGAUGGACCAACAAAGCUACUGAAAGUAAUUCGCAACCCAAUUACCGAUCAUCUUCCAGUGGGCUGUCGCAAACUUGGCACAUCAUUCUCGGCAACGAAUGUGGUUAGUCCUAAAGAUUUGGUACCCAGUGAAGAGCCAAUCACAGUUGUUGUAGGUGCAGUGGCCCAUGGCAAGGUGAAUCCGGAAUAUGUCGAAAGCAGUGUAUCGAUCUGCAACUACCCACUGUCAGCAGCUCUCACAUGCACGAAACUGUGCUCUGGCUUCGAGGAGGUGUGGGGUGUAGUAUGACACUUGAAUGUCUAUCACGCAGUAACAUUUCAAAUGGAUAAUAAAUGGCGUUUCUUUCAGAAAAUAAUUGGUUGCAGUUUAAUAUUAAAUAAUUUUUAUACUGCAGAACAACUUUCCUAAUGGAGUAGGUUACAAAUAAAUAUUUCAAAGAA
Cryptotermes secundus is the source of this 904-nucleotide messenger RNA. Its product is annotated as ribosomal RNA small subunit methyltransferase NEP1. The coding region runs from base 42 to 752 and encodes 236 amino acids. Gene Ontology annotation, biological process: rRNA base methylation. Gene Ontology annotation, molecular function: rRNA (pseudouridine) methyltransferase activity; rRNA binding. Gene Ontology annotation, cellular component: small-subunit processome; nucleolus. The transcript has 5 exons. The record is from RefSeq and is a predicted model, not a curated record. Lineage: Eukaryota; Metazoa; Arthropoda; Insecta; Blattodea; Kalotermitidae.